CCAAAUACAAACAAACAAGCACUCUCCUGCAUGCAAGCAUGUGUUCGUCAAGUGUUGUAGACCAGAACUUUUAAUUAUGAGACACAAUCAUCUCAGCCGCCUAAUUAGCUUUUUACGCAUGCGAGUACAUACAUAUGAAUUUGUGGUUUCUUUCUCUGUACCAAAAAGACUCGCAAAUUCUAAAUAUAUAACAUAUUCCCGAGAGCGACAUAGAAUUAUCGAAAAAGAAAGAAGAUGAGCAUGUAAUAUACGGGCCAGCUUCGAGCCCAGUCUCCCCGUGUACGUGCUGCACUCAGCUAUCCGUUGGUCGCGCGUUUACGUAGAAUAUACUUUGUGAAGGCAGGACACAAGAUCAGCUCUGAUCAUGGACCCGGAAGCAUUUUUGGAUGUGGCCAAUCAGGUCAUCAAGCUGAAAAUGUUUCCGUUCUUUGAUAUCGCGCACAGUUUACUUGCCGCGCUGGCCGUGCGCGAGGAUUUGGGCGCCAACGCACAGGCCUUCUCCAGGAAACAUCCACUUGCCUGCUGGCUAUCCACAAUGCUGGUGAUAUUCGCUGGUGGCAUGGUUGCCAAUGGAUUACUCGGAGAGCCGAUAUUGGCCCCGUUGAAGAACACCGGUCAGCUGUUUGUUGGCACCGCUGUGUGGUAUCUUGUAUUUUAUACACCCUUUGAUAUUGGCUACAAGGUGGCUAAGUUUCUCCCGGUGAAAAUUGUCGCCAGUGCCAUGAAGGAAAUUUACCGUGCCAAGAAAGUGUAUGACGGCGUCGGACAUGCUGCCAAACUGUAUCCAAAUGCAUGGAUAAUCAUGAUAAUAAUCGGCACUUUAAAGGGCAACGGCGCUGGUUUCACCAAGUUGAUAGAACGCCUCAUUAGAGGUGCAUGGACACCGACCGCAAUGGAAUUCAUGCAGCCAACGUUCUACACAAAAGCGUCAUUGCUAGCUUCUAUUAUCUUCGUGCUGGACAAAAAGACUGAUUGGAUCUCAGCGCCACAUGCAUUAGUUUACUUCGGCAUUGUUAUAUUCUUGGUGUACUUUAAACUGUCAUCCAUCCUACUGGGCAUACAUGAUCCCUUCCUGCCAUUGGAGAAUCUGUGCUGUGCCAUCUUCUUUGGUGGUAUUUGGGAUAGUUUGGCGAAAAUUUUGGGCCGCGGCCAGGCAAAGGAUGGCGACAGUAAAGACGUUAAAAAAAGCAACUAACUUAUUUGUACAUUAUCUUCAAAUUUGUAAAACGCUGUCAACCAAAGCUACAAUUUAUUGAUUUCGAACGAACUUUAUUUAUUUGUCCCAUAAGUUACAUAUGUACUUACAAGGCUCAAAACCAAAAAUCAAAUUCAAUCAUAAGCAACAAGUGGGUGUGUCUGCUUAUCUUUGACUCGGAUUUCCUAUACAUAUUUUUAGUUCUCUGUUAAAUUUGUAGAGUAUUUAGGGACGUAAUCUAACGACAUAAACCUAGCCUGUUUUGUUUUUGUUUUUUAUUUUUUAAGACGACUGACAUAUUCAAAAUAGGACGAUGACUAAUUAAAUUUUCGAUUUGUGUCAGCACGUUAUUAAAAUCGGAGUAAUUGCUCAAUUGCGCAGUUUUCGGCAUGUCGAAGCUAUUUCAUACUUAUAAACUUACAUGAGUAUAUAAAAGUCAUACAUAUAUAUUUUUUUUCAAUCCUGUUGUAAAUAUUUAAGUAAUUUAUCGCAGAAUGCAAUUUUGUUAAAUAUUUUUUGUUUGGGUGCAUAUCCUGGCAAGUCAUACCUUUAAAGAGCUCACUACAAGAGAGUAUAUUUACAUACAAAAAUCGGACUUUUAGUGUACAUUUUGUACAGUUAAACAUGCAUUCAUACAAUUGAAGACCUUUGUAUGAGUUACUAACGAUCAUUGGUUGCAAUAAAUCAUCCAUGUGAUUUCAA
Messenger RNA from Drosophila grimshawi, 1897 nucleotides. Its product is annotated as trimeric intracellular cation channel type 1B.1. Gene Ontology annotation, cellular component: membrane. Lineage: Eukaryota; Metazoa; Arthropoda; Insecta; Diptera; Drosophilidae. The coding region runs from base 365 to 1195 and encodes 276 amino acids. Gene Ontology annotation, molecular function: identical protein binding; potassium channel activity. The transcript is spliced from 4 exons. Gene Ontology annotation, biological process: potassium ion transmembrane transport. The record is from RefSeq and is a predicted model, not a curated record.